AUGUCGGCCGGCGUCCCUGUGAUCGAUGUCCACUCGCACAUCAACGAGACCCCCGAGACCCUCGGGCUCCUGCCUCACAUGCGAACGCAAGAGACCUGGGUGAUGGGUACCCACCUCAAAGACUGGAGCCAGAUCGACGAGAUGGCGAGGCAGUAUCCGUCCAAGGUCAUCCCUGGCUUCGGCGUCCACCCCUGGUUCGCCCACACCGUCACGGCCGAAUCGCUCGGCGACGACGCCGGCUGCACCCGCCAGCUGCUCGAGGACUAUCUGCGGCGGCAUCCAAAGUGCCUCCUGGGCGAGAUCGGUCUCGACAAGAUCGCAACCCACCCCGGCACCCGCGAGCGCUACGACUACAAGCAUCAAAUGAGGGUCUUUGAGGCCCAGUUCGAGAUGGCCUCACAACUCGGCCUGCCGGUCUCGGUGCAUGCCGUCCGGUGUCACGGCGAGCUGCUACAAUAUCUCCAGGCUCGGGCCAAGGCCAAGCGACCGGCGAGGUCGUCCGAUCGCUCUGUCCUCGACCCAGGCGCAUUGGACCAACACCAACACCAGCAACAGCAACAGCAACAGCAGCCGCUGCUUUGGCCACCAGCUAUCAUGCUGCAUUCUUGGUCUGGCUCACACGAGAUCACCCGGGCGAUCCUGAAGCUGCCGCCACGGAUCAGCCGGCUGUUUUACUUCAGCUUUUCGCACAUCGUCAACUCCAGGUCGCCCAAGUGGCGGGAGCAGAUCGCUGAGAUCCCCGAGGACCGCAUCCUGGCCGAGUCGGAUCUCGGCAGCACCGAGCUCGUGGACGAGGCCCUGGACCGGGUCUGCGCCAUGAUUGCCGAGGCUCGUGGGUGGUCGCCAGAGGAGACGCUGCAGCGACUGCAUCGCAACUCGAGCGCUUUCUGGGAGCGAUGA
Polychytrium aggregatum is the source of this 900-nucleotide messenger RNA. RefSeq lists its product as uncharacterized. NCBI's taxonomy places the organism in Eukaryota, Fungi, Chytridiomycota, Chytridiomycetes, Polychytriales. The record is from RefSeq and is a predicted model, not a curated record. The coding region runs from base 1 to 900 and encodes 299 amino acids. The transcript has 2 exons. Gene Ontology annotation, molecular function: hydrolase activity, acting on ester bonds.